Schistosoma rodhaini is the source of this 723-nucleotide messenger RNA. NCBI's taxonomy places the organism in Eukaryota, Metazoa, Platyhelminthes, Trematoda, Strigeidida, Schistosomatidae. The record is from the annotation of a GenBank genome assembly.
AUGUUUCCCAUUGAUUGGGUGUGCACUACUGCUCGCUUGGAACCUAUAAAUUAUGUUCGAAAGCCGCAGGUUAUUCUACGUUUAGUUGUUGUGAUAUUAGCAGUUGUCAAUAUUGCAAUUGUACAUAACGGCUGCUAUAUUUAUGGGAAGUGCUUGUUUAAUGACGAUCAGGCAUCUUGUGGAUAUAGUUCAUUUCUUUCUUCAUCAACAAUAAUCCUUUACCUCGCCUAUCUUUGGUUGGAUUUAAUAGUGGACAAUAUUACAAGCAUUGAUAUACGUUUGCGAAUCGCUAAAUUCGACGUAGUGUUGUCAGGUAUUUGGUCCUUCCUAUGGUUGAUUGCAUUUUGCUUACUUUGCAACCGCUGGCAAAAUACAAGACAAGAUUUUCUCACUGAGAAUGAAGUUUCACCUGAUGGACCGCGGACUGCUAUUGCAUUCAACUUUUUCAGUAUGGUCGUAUUAAUUAUUUUGGGAUUUUUCACGUACAAAUUCUAUAAAUCAACUGAAAUACAGUGCUCUAACCUUGCUUAUGGAGAAACUGACAAUUCGCGUGGAUAUCAUGGUUUUACCAGUGACGCGGAUAUGCUCGAUGCGUCGGGAACAGGGCCUGUAGAUCCGGAUACGCCUGUCACCCACUCAAAUUUUGAUUAUCAAGUGGGUAAUUACCGUGCAGGACUAGGUGACGUUUAUUCUGCAGAACCAAUGGGUGGUUAUCAACCUUAA